Molecule: messenger RNA, 2931 nt
Organism: Fopius arisanus
Lineage: Eukaryota; Metazoa; Arthropoda; Insecta; Hymenoptera; Braconidae
Product: phosphoenolpyruvate carboxykinase [GTP]
Exons: 6
Coding region: 490-2688 (732 amino acids)
Biological process (GO): cellular response to glucose stimulus; propionate catabolic process; response to starvation
Cellular component (GO): cytosol
Molecular function (GO): GTP binding; phosphoenolpyruvate carboxykinase (GTP) activity; manganese ion binding
Source: RefSeq, a predicted model, not a curated record
CGUUACAUUUAUUGACUGUGUUGAAAGGAACCGAUCGAGAAGUGCGUUCAGUCCGGUUUUCACCGUUGGCAUUAAAUCGUGCGUCCACCAUAUGAUCCACCUGGAGAUGCUGUGAACCAAGAAAUUCCAUCUGAAUGACCAAUCAGAGAAGAGCCUGGAGGGGGCUGGAAGAUUGACACGCGUAAAACGGUUAAAAAGCCGAUAUAUUUCAUCAGCUGGUACCACCACUGGAGCAACCAACACAUCAGCUUGCGUCACGCAUCAACUUCCCCACCACAAAUUUUAUUUUAUCACCGGAAAUCAAAGCUAUUGGAAACACCAGCCAAUCAGCUCUCCGAUAACCGAGGGGCUCGUCACUAUCUGGUGGGGAAGACAAAGUCAGCUAGAGAAAAAUAAAUAAAUAAAAAACAAGGAGGAAGGGAUCCCUCGACCCUCGGACUCUGGAUUGUUGAUCAACGUGUAUAAAAGACGAGGAGACCAAGUGCCAAAAUGCCAAACAUUGGAUGGAUCAUUGCCAGACAAUCUGGUACCAUUAGUGCCACUGGUUGUCUAAGGGAUACCACGAGAUUACGAGAAUUCUCCACGAUUAUUUCGAGAAAUAACUGUGGAUAUACCAACAGAUGCACAAGACUCCUGAGGACAGUUGAUUACGGUGUUUGGGGUUCUGUUGCAAGACCACAGAGAUUCUCGGUUUUUACACAUCGCGUUGCUGCCAAGUACAGUAAAUCAUCCAGAAUGCCGUACCUAGUUGACAAGCUGUAUCCACAGGUGACGAGCCUGAUGGCGACGCAGGCAACAAAGAGCGCAAGCUCCAUUGAAGAUGUUGAUGAUCACAUCGGUGGGGUGCCCAUCGUCAAUAAAUUGACGGUUCCCCUGGCACCUAAGGUCAGGGCUUAUGUCGAGGAAUGUAUUAAACUCUGCAAACCCGACGAGGUGUACGUCUGCGACGGCAGUGACGCCGAGAAUAAUCUUCUACUGAAGAUGCUGGAGAAGAAAGGAUCUGUCGAACGUCUCUCGAAAUACGAGAACUGUUGGUUGGCAAGAACAAAUCCAGCGGAUGUGGCGCGUGUGGAGAGUCGUACAUUCAUAAGUACUGAAUCGAAAAACGAGACAAUUCCUACGCCCCGAGAAGGUGUGAAAGGCACUCUGGGUAACUGGAUAAGUCCUAAGAACAUGGACCAGGCCAUUGUCGAGCGUUUUCCUGGUUGUAUGAAAGGUCGCACCAUGUACGUUAUUCCCUUCAGCAUGGGUCCAAUAGGUUCACCACUAUCCAAAAUUGGAAUUGAAAUCACUGAUUCAGCCUACGUCGUGUGCUCUAUGAAAAUAAUGACGCGUAUGGGAUCACGAGUGCUCGAUUCUCUCGGAAAAGACGACUUUGUCAAGUGUCUGCACUCAGUUGGAGUACCGAGCAAUGAUUCUCAAGUUAAGAUAAAAUCAUCGUGGCCUUGCGAUCCCGACAGAACGAUUAUUCUGCACAGACCAGAUAAAAACGAGAUUGUCUCGUAUGGAAGUGGAUAUGGAGGUAACUCACUCCUGGGAAAGAAGUGUUUUGCCUUGAGGAUUGGAUCUACUAUUGCCAAGAGAGAGGGAUGGCUAGCAGAACACAUGCUGAUUCUAGGUAUAACAAAUCCAAAAGGAAAAAAACGUUACAUCGCAGCGGCAUUUCCAAGUGCCUGUGGAAAAACAAAUCUCGCAAUGAUGCAACCAACACUACCAGGUUACAAAAUCGAGUGCGUCGGUGACGACAUCGCCUGGAUGAGAUUCGACAAGAAGGGAAGACUGCGUGCAAUUAAUCCGGAGAAUGGAUUUUUCGGUGUUGCCCCAGGCACAUCGUCAUCAACAAAUCCCAACGCGAUGAAGACUAUUUUCAAGAAUACCCUGUUUACUAAUGUGGCACGUACGAGUGACGGUGGUGUCUACUGGGAGGGUAUGGAGAAGGAAAUAUCGAAUGACGUUGAAAUAACGGAUUGGCACGGAAAUCCCUGGUCAAGGGAUUCAAAGACACCUGCUGCACAUCCAAACUCAAGAUUCUGCACUCCGGCUAAUCAAUGUCCAAUAAUCGAUUCAGAUUGGGAAAAUCCAGAGGGUGUACCGAUUGAUGCUAUUCUCUUUGGUGGCCGAAGGCCCCAGGGAGUUCCACUUGUAUAUCAAGCAAGAAAUUGGCAGCACGGAGUGUUCAUUGGAGCUACUAUGAGAUCAGAAGCCACUGCUGCUGCCGAGCACAAGGCUAAAGUAAUAAUGAACGAUCCCUUCGCGAUGAGGCCCUUCUUCGGGUACAAUUUCGGUAAUUACCUCAACCACUGGCUGAGCAUGUCUAGAAUUCAAGACGCUAAACUCCCAGCGAUCUUCCACGUCAACUGGUUCAGAAAAGGUUCGGACAAUAAAUUCCUGUGGCCAGGAUUUGGUGAGAACUCUCGAGUUCUCGAUUGGAUCCUUCGUAGAAUCGAAGGAGAGGACAUUGCAGUGGAAUCACCGAUCGGUUUACUCCCGAAAAUCAAUUCCCUGGAUCUAAACGGCCUCCAGGAGAAGGUGGAUCUCCAGGAGUUAUUCAGACUGCCAAAAGACUUUUGGAAGCAAGAGACUGCGGAGCUCAGGGAUUACCUCGAUGCUCAAGUUGGACGGGAUAUUCCCAAAGCCAUCAUUGAGGAGCUCAAUAAUCUCGAGAAAAAUAUAUCCAAACUCGAGUAAAUUCUCACAAGACGAUGAACAUUCCGUUAAAACGAAACAGAUGUUUCGUGUAUAUUUGUAUAUAGUAUUAAAUCCAUUUAUACGAACGAGAAUAUAGCGAAAAUGUUAUUUUAAUACGUGAUACUUAACGAUUACUGUGACUAUGAUGAUAUUUAUUAAGAUAAUCCGCACUGGAGUCUGUAAUACUCCCAUUGUGAAUGAUAUUUAUGCGCAGAGAACAAGCAUUUCUUACUUUCAAGAAAA